Molecule: messenger RNA, 1060 nt
Organism: Sodiomyces alkalinus F11
Lineage: Eukaryota; Fungi; Ascomycota; Sordariomycetes; Glomerellales; Plectosphaerellaceae
Exons: 1
Coding region: 255-1004 (249 amino acids)
Source: RefSeq, a predicted model, not a curated record
CUCUCGGGUCCAUCAUCUUGCAUUUGUUGGUGGAGGUUAUAUCAAUCCUGUGACGUCAUUCUCAUGAGGUCCUCGCUGGCCCUCAACCCAUAGUGUGACGGAGAGUCGCUCCCCGUCACUACCACUUUGAACUUUGUGUAUUAACGAUUGACAGUACUGUAUCUGAUCGUGGAGCUCCUCAUAGCUAGCCAGCUUUCUUUUUGAGUGCCCAAACUCAUCCAACGCAUACAACUCUGUCUCGUCAAAACACCAGAAUGCCUCCUAUACCCAUCCACACUUCGAGCCCGAUAAACGCGGCCAAAGCACAGGGGACAACUCCUAAGACAGCAAACUCGGAGGCUCAACCAGUUCAAGCUGGUUCUAUCAGGCUGACGGGGCCAGAACUCUCCCCGACCAGCGCUCAACCAUAUCCACCCGCACAGCCUGGCGCCAGGCCAGCCAUACCUGCACCGACUAGCACCGCACAAGCAUCACCACCGCCUCCUCCUCCUCCCACGCGAACCCAGCAGCAAAAUGACACCGGACCUCCGCCUCCGCAGCCGGGAGCCGUUCCAACUCCUCCUGGAAGCACCAAGGUCCCCCCGCCUCCAAGGGUGGGAGAGAUAUACCAGCCUCCACAACCAACGCCUGCAUCUACGGCCAGCGUUCCAUUCCCAGCGCAGAUGUCGAUGCCGCCUCCGACAACCUCGUAUUCCACUCGGCUAGGCUCGGGUACAUCGACGAACACACCUCAGUUGGUUAGGCCUGUUCCGGUCAAUCUGGGAAGCACAUCGAGAAACGAUUAUUCUCACCCGCCGGGUUACCAACAAAGCGUUGCUUCGGAUAGCUUCAGGAAUUAUCAACCAAGCGGGCACAAUGCUUCGAUGGGGACUGCAGAACAGGGUAGUUUCAUGGACGAGGACGACGACGGCGUAUGGGACACAGCGAAGAGGUGGGCUCGGACCGCUGGGAAGAAUCUGGCAGCUGCAGAGAGCGAGGUAUGGCGAAAGUUGAACGACAAGUAGUGAUUCCGUAGUUGGUGCUUGGGCAUUAAGUUAGCCAAUGGUAAUCCACAAUAUCG